UAAAUUUUAAUAAGUAAAAUAAAAAAAAAAACAGUUUUUAUAAAAUGUUCGGAAUGCUAGCAUUGGUGGCAGCUGAAAAUAAUAGUCACACAAAUGAAAAAAUAAAAAGACGGAUUUUAAGAGAUUGCAGCAAUCCGUUAGAUUUGAAUGAGUCGACCUUUAUAAAUUAUUAUAGGGUGAACAAAGAUGCUUUUUGCAUGCUGGUAAAAGUCGUUACACCGCACGUUAAGUUAUCAUCCAUACCAAGUUCUAUUCAGUUGGCCUGCAAAUUGCGUUUUUUAGCGGAAGGGGGCAUUCAAAAAGCGGUAGGCAUCGACAAGCAAAUAGCUUUGGGUAGGAGCACUGCUGGAAAAAUUUUGACAAAUGUUAUCGCAAUUUUGGAAAAGCGCAUCUGUCCAUCAUAAAUGCGUCUAAACGCCACUUUAUGCAAAAAUUUGGGAUUCCGGGUGUGGUAGGUUGUGUGGACGGAACACAUAUGACAAAGCCUCAUCGUGACCACCACCUUUUUUAUAAUAGGAAAGGCUAUUUCAGCAUUAACGCCAUGAUAGUAAGGACUUUCAAGUUCUUUUUGAAAUUUCUUUUCAAUAUGCUGCUCUUUUGUACAGAUUUGCGACUACAAAAUGACGAUUAGAGCAGUGAAUACUAGGCGCGCUGGUUCUUGCCACGAUUUACUAAUAUGGUGCGUAAGCAAGGCGCACGACUACUUCUGCCAGUGCUAUGAGAGCGGUGAACGUGGAAGUUGGCUUAAUUUAACGUGAAACACGCAUCUGCAGUCUAGCCCGACUUCUUCAAUACCAGCCCGAAAAAGUUUCCAAAAUGAUUAAUGUAUGCUGUGCGCUACAUAAUAUUUGUAGAUACUACAAGGUACAGGAUGUCGAGGACGUUCACUUUGCUAAUGAAGGUGAAGAGGAACUAAGUGAAAUAUCGGCUAGUAGAGAAGCAAAUACAAUAAGAGAUGACAUUGCUAAUAGCUUGCGUUAAUAGUAUUU
Molecule: messenger RNA, 989 nt
Organism: Teleopsis dalmanni
Lineage: Eukaryota; Metazoa; Arthropoda; Insecta; Diptera; Diopsidae
Exons: 2
Coding region: 45-404 (119 amino acids)
Source: RefSeq, a predicted model, not a curated record